UCUUCUCUGUAUUGUUGCACUGCAUAUUCGUUCUGUUAUAGAAAGAAUUCUCUUUUUGUCUGACAAGAUCACUCCCCUCACUCCCCACCUGUCCUAGUUCUAAGCUCUAAGUCUCUAACCCAUUAUAUAUAGCUCCCUUUCCAUAUCUGGUCGAUCAAAUCUUUGUCUUCUUACCUUUUGUUUUCUUCCUUCGGUGUCUUUCUAUACGUUUUGGCUUUCUCUGCCAUGCAUACUUACGUAGGAGAGCAUAUACUUUUUCGUUGAGCUGUUAGAAGCACUCAAUAACUCGUUGAGAUCUUAGUUAUCCAUAUAUCUUUACAUUACUUUGAGCAAAGUUAGGACUUAGGAGCAAAGGCUCAUUGGUAUUUGCAGUAUAUUUGCUGGAGUACUUUAAUUACCUCUGCUAAUGAGCAUCAGUCAUGUCGUUCUUUCCUCAUCUGCAUAAAUUAGAUUGAGUACUCUAGCUUCUGGACUCAGUACUGAUCAUCCUGUCUAAUGCUCCUAACCAGACCAAAGUCUUAACAAGCUUGUCUUUAACAUUUUAACCUGCAAGGUUCUGCUACCAGAUUCUUUUCCAUUUUUUUCUCUGAUUUUCUUGCUCAAGAAACAUGUCAGACAGUACCAAUGGUGAUCAAGCUUCUCCGGGCGUCAGCAACCCGACUCUUGCUACUGGCCUUCUCCUUCGAACAGUGAGUGGCUAUGUUCAAUAUGAGCACCGCAAGAAGAGCCGCUGGUUUAAGUACAUCGCUAUUGGGGUUUUCAUCUGGCGCACCAGAACCAAACCUCGCCUCCGCAGAGCAAAGGCCCCUUUUCAUCGACGGUUUUUGAACUGGGUUGCUCCCCUUGACGUGAGACAGAACGUCUCACACCUCACAUCCUACUUCAAGGAUCGCGCUGUCUAUAUGGCUUUAUUAGCUCCAGCGACUCCAACAACGCCGCCGGAUGCUGCUGCCUCACACUGUGUGAUUGACAUCCCUCUCCAAGAUCUGAAGGAGGUUGCUCGCAUUGUGAGAGAGAAGGACUUGAAUGCACUGCGAGCACAGGGUGGUGUUGAUGGUGUUUCAAGACUUCUCAGGUCUCACUCUGAGGAUCAUGCUGGUGAUGGUGGUCAAUCUCCACAACUAGCAUGCAAGACUACAAAAUUCUUUCACUUUUUCUUGAAGGCUUGCAAUCAGUACACAAUCUUUUUCCUCUUCGUUUCAGCUGUUCUGCAAUUUGCUAUUGAGUUCAUGAAGCAAGGAGUCAAACAAGGGUGGCAUGACGGUGUUGCCAUACUUAUUACUGUACUCGUACUGGUUGCUUUCCCUUCAGCUGGGAAUUAUCGCAAAGAGAAGAAGAAGGUGAAGCAGUUGAUGGAAAGGAACAAAUCUCUGGUGAAUGUUGAGAAAAAUGGGGAAUCUAGAGCGGUUAUGGUUUCAAAUGUUUCGGUGGGAGACAUUGUUCAUUUGAAGAAGGGUGAUCAGGCUCCUGCUGAUGGCUUGUUCAUAGAUCAUGGUCUUGAAUUGGUCUUGGAUGAGGUAUUGAGCCCCACAAUUGAUUUUGAAAACAACCCAUUUGUGUUAUCUGGUUCAAAAGUUAUUGAGGGUCAGGGUCGAAUGGUUGUGACAUCUGUUGGUGUCAAUACAGCUUUUGCAGAAAUGCUGAGCUUGGUGAAUGAGGAUCACAAUCCAAAUGGGAAGACUCUAUUACAAGCUUUGUUGGACAAACCAUAUACUUAUAUGGAGUAUCUUGCCUGUUCUGUUUCAAUUCUGAUUGCUGUUGUGGUGCUAAUACGAUUACUAGUAUUCAGGAAGCAUGACAACUACAAUGACAGGCCAGACCUGAAAGGAGAAGUUUCAGUGAGCCUGCUGAUGAAUAUUUUCGAGAAGUUUUACUUGAAAACUCAAGGAAGGGUCUCUACUCUAGUAAGUGUUCUUGCUACUGUGGUAAUAGGGAUACAACAUGGAAUGCCUUUUGUGAUUUCCCUUGCACUUUGUCAAUGGAAGAAGAAGGUAAUCCAGAACCGGGCAGAUCCUCGGAACCCAUUAGCCUGUGUUACCUUGGGCCUCAUAACAGUCAUCUGCAUCGAAACAACUAGUGAGAAGUUGUGUAACCAGAUGGAGGUUAUAGACUUUUGGAUACGUGAAAAGGAUUUAGGCAAUGAAGUGGAGUCUGAUCAGACUGAAAAAUUUGCUCUGAAAGGAUUAUGUCAAGAGAUCUCUGCCACCGCAGCAAACGAUUCAUUCAUUUCUUCAAUCAAGAACAGAUGGGGUACUACUGACAUGGAGGUUUUGGAACAGCCAUUUGCAAUUCUGAAAGAGAGUAAGUUAAGCUCAACUGAGAAAUGCACUGCCAUUUUGGUGAGGAAAACUGGGAGUGAUGAACAAGACAUGCAGCUGCAUGUGAAUGGGGAUGCAUCAGCCAUCUUAGACAUGUGUUCACAUUACAUUUAUAAGACAGAGGAAAGCCCUAUUAUGGAAAACCAGAAGAGAGAGUUUAAGCAAAAGAUUAAGAGAAUGGAGGAGAAGGGUCUUAGACCAAUUGCAUAUGCUUACAAGAAAACAGAUGUUGAGGAAGUCACUGAAUACGGUUUCCAAUUGUUUGCAGUGGUGGGAGUGAAAUGUCCAUAUCAAGAAGAGCUGAAAAUGGCAGUGGAGGCUUUUAGAAAUGCUGGAAUAAGAAUCAAAUUGGUGUCCGAGGACGAGCUCUCAAUAGUGAAUGCUCGAGCUUCUGAUCUAGGAAUUUUUAACCCUGGUGAUGAGGCACUUAAAGGUGUUGAUUUCCGAAGACUGAACUCCAUGGAGAGGAUGAAUAGGGUGGAUUUGAUAUCUGUGAUGGGAAGUUCUCUCCCAAAGGACAAGCUUCUCAUGGUAGAGCGCCUAAAGAGAAAUGGUCACAUAGUGGCAUUCUAUGGAGGGCUAAAUGUAAACGAUACCCCGACUUUGAAAGAAGCUGAUGUUGGGAUCACAGAGAAUAUCUGGAGCACUGAAAAGGCUAGAGACAAUGCUGAUAUGAUAGUUAAAGAUGACUGCUUGUGGUUCCUCAAUUUGAAGUAUGCAAGAUGUGCUUACCACAAUAUUCAGAACUUCUGUCAAGUUCAGCUCACAUGUUGCAUAUCAGGGUUGCUAGUAACAUUAGUAGUAACAAUGCAUUCAGGGGACUCACCAUUGACCGCAAUUCACUUGAUUUGGGUGAACUUGAUAUCAUGUCUUCUAGGUGGCCUAAUGAUGGUAAUGGAGUUAAAAGGCCAGGAGCUACUUCCUCAAAGACCACUGGCGUCUAGGACUCAGCCACUCAUGACCAAUGCCAUAUGGAAAACCAUAAUCAUUCAAUUUCUAUACCAGGCUUCCAUCUUGCUGCUCUUACAUUUCAUGGGAGAUGCAAUACCGAGCAUGAACCAAGGCGUCCGGGGUACCAUGGUGUUCAACAUUUACACCUUGUGUCAGGUUCUUAAUCUGUUUAGGGCCAUGGACUUAGUGAACAAGGAAGUACUGAAUGUUGUUCUUCAGAGCUAUUGGUUUUUGAUGGCCUUUGGAGCUGUUAUGAUCAUGCAGGUGGUGAUUGUUGAGUUUGGGAAAGGACUAGCCAGUGGUGUGAGGUUGGAUGCAGUACAGUGGGCAUUUUGCCUCUUUCUUGCUGUUCUUUCAUGGCCAUUUCAUUGCGCCAUAAUUUCACAACUUUCUCACUUUCGAAGAGAAAACUUGUCACUUUCUCUUCCAAAUUUGAGGAUGUCAAGUAGAGGUAGACUUUGCAUCUGUGCUUCAUUGUUCCUCAUCUUCUCUGUAUCAUAUUGUUUCGAAGCAGAUGAAGCACAUAUAGGCACAACAUAGUAUUUAGGUUAGUUUCACAUGAAAUGGUAAACAAUCCAUAUAUGUGUUUUGGUUUCAUUGUAUUCCAUACCCUCUGCAUAAUUUGCACACUGUCAUUGUAAAUGUUAAUAUCUUCUUCUCAA
Messenger RNA from Argentina anserina (silverweed cinquefoil), 3931 nucleotides. RefSeq names its product calcium-transporting ATPase 12, plasma membrane-type-like. The coding region runs from base 609 to 3809 and encodes 1066 amino acids. Gene Ontology annotation, molecular function: nucleotide binding; P-type calcium transporter activity. The transcript is spliced from 3 exons. The record is from RefSeq and is a predicted model, not a curated record. Gene Ontology annotation, cellular component: plasma membrane; intracellular membrane-bounded organelle. Lineage: Eukaryota; Viridiplantae; Streptophyta; Magnoliopsida; Rosales; Rosaceae.